Protomyces lactucae-debilis is the source of this 1974-nucleotide messenger RNA. RefSeq lists its product as uncharacterized. Gene Ontology annotation, cellular component: chromatin. Gene Ontology annotation, biological process: regulation of transcription by RNA polymerase II. The coding region runs from base 341 to 1750 and encodes 469 amino acids. The record is from RefSeq and is a predicted model, not a curated record. Gene Ontology annotation, molecular function: RNA polymerase II cis-regulatory region sequence-specific DNA binding; DNA-binding transcription factor activity, RNA polymerase II-specific. Lineage: Eukaryota; Fungi; Ascomycota; Taphrinomycetes; Taphrinales; Protomycetaceae. The transcript is spliced from 2 exons.
UGGGUAGCAUCUCGUAUCGACACCCUGCAGUCCCCUGAACGUUGCUACCGGCCGUUCUGUCUUCCGUGUUGACCUGUGCAGCUACGAGAGGUCUCACCUGCCGUCUUGGUUUUGUGCCCCUUCCCAACCCGCGCACUUUCUGCUGCAGCGACGACAUUCACACCAAAAGGCACAAAGAAGCACCGUUAGUCCCAUCCCAGGCGCUAGCAUCCGGGCACUUAGGCGCGUUAGAGCACUAUCUUAGCGUCUCACACACUGUGCGCACACGAAAGGCCUCCCUCUUCGUGCAACUUUCGCCCAAUACAGGUCAGCUUCUGCAACAGCGCGCGCCAGGUUCAGGAUGCCGUCGAGCAAGAUCCCCAGCGAGCCGAAGCUAGCGACGUCCAAGGAGCGCCCUUUUGUCUGUCGGCACUGCCCAAACCGCUUCCUCAGAGCAGAACACCUCAAACGCCAUGAAAGGCUACAUACAGGUCUUCAACCAUACAAAUGCGAGUUUUGCCCAUCUUGCUUCACACGCGGUGACAUGCUGCUGCGGCAUGAGCGCAAGCACCACGCAAAGGACAAACCACCGCAAGUUGCCAAGCCGCGCUCAAAGUCCAGCGGCAGUGCGACACGUCCUGCUUCUGCUUCCGUCGCGCUUGCUGAGAUUCGCGCUGAGCAACAGGCGCUCAACGGCCAGCAUGGACGGCCUGGCGGGCUCGCGGGUCGUUCAAACUCUAUGAGUGUAUAUGAAGGAUCGCACUUACCGUCGUCGCUCAUGGCUGCUUCGCCCGUAGAAGGCGGCCUUAUGACGCAGCAAGACUAUGAAUCUGCAUUACGAUUGACGACGUCGCCUUCAUCAGCUGAGUCACCGGCCUCCGUGGCUGCCUCUGUGCCGGCCAAUAUGGGAACAAACUACACUAAUUUUGCCAUGAACAUCGGUACAAGCAGCGCAUUUGGCUAUGACGAGGAGGGGCACUUCAAUAAUCCACUCAUGACGGCAAGUCCCGGCGCUAUUGCGGGAGAGUCGCUCCUGUCGCAAAAUCAGCAACAGCAUGCCAUGUUCAAUAUGAUGCAGCAGCCUUUUACAACGGAUGACUAUACCCCUUACCAACUCCAACAUCAAAUGAUGCAACAGCAAGACCCCUUGCAAGCACAAACACUGCAUCACCAUGCAAGCAACAGCAGUUUGCACACUGUCGAAUCCACCACAACGGCACCCAGCAAUUUGUAUUUGGCCAAUCCUGCCAUGCAGCUUCAACAGGAUAAUAGAGCUAGUGCGUCAUCGCCUGCAGGCAUGCAAUAUGACAUGCUCAGCUCAAGCUUUCCCACACCGACAUAUUCGCACCUGUCAUCGGGAUUCAUGAUGCCCAGUCAUCCGCUGCGCCAUGUUCAUCACGAACGAGCCAAUUCGAUGAUUGUUGAUGGCGUUGAUAUGCAUCCGAGUCACCUGCUCAUGAAUCAAUAUAAGCAGACUGGCCUCGAUUUUGACGAAGAUGGAGUCAUUGUUGAAGAUGAUGACGAGGAAGGCGAUGACCUGAACACAUUUGCAGGAGUGGGCCUCUCGAGUGGCAGUGCCUUGUUUGCAGGUGUGCCAAAUAUUUUGGACUCUGCAUUCGCCUUCAACAGUGACCUGGCUUACACCGAGUCCAGUAACCCAGAUGUUGACGAAGACGCCAAAUCAAGCGCUAGUGCACCGAAUGGCAACCAUGGCCGACCCGCAUCACAACGCGCCUCAGUCAGUGAUCGUGGUGAAUCACCUUCGAGUUGACUCGUAAGCUCCGUCAAUGAUCUCUCAUCCAGUGCCUCGACGUCAACCGCAGCAGCAGUGGCUAGUCCUGGCAAACGACCGCAUGAAGCCAUACAGCAUGCUGCAAGACCAGCGCUUCACGUGAGAUCAUUUUCGGAGCAACAAACAAACCCAGCGACGCAUUACGCGAAACGUCUUGUACAGCAGCAAUUCAAGCAGCAGCAGCGGAUUGCUCAGUUGGGUAG